Molecule: messenger RNA, 2289 nt
Organism: Galdieria sulphuraria
Lineage: Eukaryota; Rhodophyta; Bangiophyceae; Galdieriales; Galdieriaceae
Product: Synapsin I
Exons: 9
Coding region: 24-2264 (746 amino acids)
Biological process (GO): mitotic sister chromatid cohesion; replication-born double-strand break repair via sister chromatid exchange; synaptonemal complex assembly
Cellular component (GO): synaptonemal complex; cohesin complex
Molecular function (GO): protein binding; chromatin binding
Source: RefSeq, a predicted model, not a curated record
UUCAUUUCUUUGUGGGUGACUCCAUGUUUUAUUCAACAGAAAUAUUAACAAAGAAAGGUCCUUUAGGGAGAGUAUGGCUUGCAGCAACUAUUGGGAAAGAAAGAAUACAGAAAAAGUUUGCAUUGGACGUCAGUAUCUCUUCAUUAUGUGCUGAGGUGUUGCGUCCAACAAACCCUUAUGCACUAAGACUAUCUGCUCAGCUAAUGAUUGGUAUAUGUCGAAUAUUCGAGAAGAAAUGCAGCAUCGUUUUCAUUUCUGCAAACGACACCAUAUACCAAUUAUCAAGACUUGAUAGUGGUGCACGAAAAACAACUGAUAUCUUCUCGGUUUCAUCCAGUGGUCAAAUCAACCUGACCAAAGGAACUGCAAACCUGGAAAACAUAACCUUGACUACUAGAACAGUGCCAUAUCCACCUGAAAUAGGGAGGUUGCUUCAAUCUGUGGAAAAUAACAUUCAAUUUUUAGGGCAUGAAAAACUCCUACAAAACUUGUUGAUAGAUACAAGACCAGAUGCAAUUCUUUUCGAAGAAGAACUCCUCAACAUGACACUGGGUUCCAGUUUAGAAUCACAGAAAAUGACAGAAUUCAAGGAAAGGAGACACAGCACUCCAGAUACAGACGAACCUACAAGGUUUCCCCAUCCUUUCGCAAUGGAUACAGAGCCCUAUGAUAUACAACGACUGAGAUCAUUCUCUUUUCUUCAAGCCAAUCCAAAUGACAUUACUUUAAAAACGGAUGAUUUUGACAGCUCAUUGGAUCAUUCGGAAGCCUCUCAUCUUUCCAUGAGCUGCCUUCUAGAUGACGACUUGCAUCAACGUCUCGAUAUGUCUAUAUGGUCUCCACCAUCCGAAGGAAGAAUACCAGAGCCUACAUCAGGCCGUUACUCUUAUAUUUCUUUGCAUGAUACCGACAGAAUGCAACUUCAUGUUAAAGGAAACUUACAAGUUGAGACUAGUAAUCAGAAAAAUGCAGAUGACGAAGCAAAACCUCCAAUUACUAUGGAAAGAGAGCGUCUCAAAAAACAAUCUCCAUUUCGACAAGACAGCAAAACCGAGUUGACGACAAGAUAUCUCAAGGCAUGUCUAAAUAAUACUAAAGAUACAGUAGUGCCAUCGCAUCAGGAAAGGAAACACGUUUUUCAAGGCUUGUUGGAAGAAACCACAAUCUUGCCGUUGUUUCUAGACGUUUGCGAUGUGACGCUUCUAAGACAACCUCCGAACAUCCAACUUUUUCAUUUUGAAACACAUCCAAAAAGUCAUUCUUUCAUUGAAAAAAGGAAACGUGAUUCUGAAGCGUUCCUCGAAACUUCCAUGGUGCCAGGAUAUCUUCGGAUGUCGACUGAAGAACCUGAAAUACUCAGACUAGAUGGAUCAUCCACAACAAAAAGAAAGAAAGUAUCUGUUUCUACAGCUGGAACCUUUCAUACAGAAACUCGAUCUUAUCAUUCAACGCUAUCUAUAGAAGAACUUAUUCCAGAGACAUACUUGCCAGUCGAAGAGGAAUAUUCAGGAUUGCAGAGAACUAGCCUCGAAGAAUUGGGAUCCCUAACUAGCCUGCCACUUAUUACGGAAAAACAAGCAGUUCAACAAGAGGCCUUGAGUGAUUCUCUCACCUUAGCAGCUUUGAAUAUCUUACAAAGGGAGUAUUUUUCACAAGCAGAUGCUGUUUCAUUCCAACAGGUCGCUAAGGGACUAGAAAGAGAGUAUAGUUGGGAAGUGAUGGAGGAAGAUAUCGAUAGGCUUGUGCUGAGCCUACUCGAUUCAAUAGACUCAUAUGCAGCAGUGCAAGAAGUGAUUGCAAAGCGGUUAGCGGAUAUAUUGUAUUUGCUAGCGCGAGAGAAAUUCCACGUUCGAGGCAAUUCGGAAAGACUUGAUGUGCUUUUGUUUGACUGUCGACCUCAUACAGCGACGUUGAAGUGUAUUCAGAGUGAGACUAGUUUGACUGUAUCGAAUUCCAGAGAAAGCUGUUCGUUUUCAAAGGAGUUGUCAACUUUGAAUCACCAAAAAUGGUCUAUAUUUACUGACGUCAAAGAGACGAACGAAAAUGACUCGGAAGAUUUUCAUCUAUCGACUACGUUGAAGGAAGCGAAAAGAUUGUCGCAAAACUUGACUAGUUUAACUUUGGAGGCUGUUAAUAUUCAGAUAGAAAUGAACCACCUGCUUGAAAAGUUGUUCGAGGAUUCUCCUUUAAGUGAACGGAAAGUACAAAGUGACAUACGAUAUCAUACUAGCCAAGAUAGGCUUGAUGAGGAUGAGAAACUGUAAACUAUCGCAGGAGUUGCUCUACAAC